Messenger RNA from Solanum pennellii, 1605 nucleotides. RefSeq names its product geranylgeranyl transferase type-2 subunit beta 1-like. The coding region runs from base 234 to 1181 and encodes 315 amino acids. Gene Ontology annotation, molecular function: Rab geranylgeranyltransferase activity. Gene Ontology annotation, biological process: protein geranylgeranylation. Lineage: Eukaryota; Viridiplantae; Streptophyta; Magnoliopsida; Solanales; Solanaceae. Gene Ontology annotation, cellular component: Rab-protein geranylgeranyltransferase complex. The record is from RefSeq and is a predicted model, not a curated record. The transcript has 11 exons.
CUAAAAAAAAAAACCCUCAAGUCACACCUCUUCUCCAAAGCUCUCCCAUCGAUCUCUUACGCCCACCCAUCCCCGACCAGCGCCCACCCCACCUAUUCCCGAUCGGCGCCCAACCCAGCAGCAGCAGCAGCAGCAGAGGCUGCAACAGCAAUCUUGGGCAGCUGAGGAAGCUCAAUGUUUUAAAAAGUUGAUACAGGACUAUACUGCUUCUUUCAUCAAAGUAGGAGAUAAGGAUGGGAGAACUGCAGGUGGAAAAACAUGUUAAGUACAUUUUAGCCGUUGAAAAGAGAAAAGAUAACUUUGAAUCUGUGGUGAUGGAGCAUUUGAGGUUAAAUGGGGCAUAUUGGGGAUUAACAACUCUUGAUAUUUUGGGAAAACUUGAUGCUGUGGAUCAAGAUGAAGUUAUUUCAUGGGUCAUGCAGUGCCAACACGAAGAUGGUGGAUUUGGUGGUAAUAUUGGUCAUGAUCCACAUAUGCUGUAUACACUUAGUGCAAUUCAAGUCCUGGCCCUAUUUGAUAAACUACAUGUUCUUGACGUUGAUAAGGUGUCAAGUUAUAUUGCAGGCCUACAAAAUGAAGACGGAUCCUUUCCUGGUGACAUGUGGGGAGAAGUUGAUACACGGUUUUCUUACAUUGCAAUCUGUUCUCUGGCAUUGCUGCGCCAGUUGAAUAAAAUUGAUGUUGGAAAAGCAGUGAAAUAUAUUGUAAGUUGCAAGAAUGUGGAUGGUGGAUUUGGAUGCACACCUGGAGCAGAAUCCCAUGCAGGGCAAAUUUUCUGUUGUGUGGGAGCUCUUGCGAUAACUGGUUCUCUGCAUCAUGUUGAUAAGGACCUCCUUGGUUGGUGGUUAUGUGAAAGACAAGUCAAAUCUGGAGGUCUAAAUGGGCGUCCUGAGAAGCUUCCUGAUGUCUGUUACUCUUGGUGGGUUCUCUCCAGCUUAAUCAUGAUUGACAGAGUGCACUGGAUUGACAAGGAGAAGCUUGCUAAAUUUAUUUUGGAUUGUCAGGAUACAGAGAAUGGUGGAAUUUCAGAUAGGCCAGAUGACGCGGUUGACGUCUUCCACACUUACUUUGGAGUCGCUGGACUUUCACUUCUUGAAUAUUCAGGACUAAAACCUAUAGAUCCUGCUUAUGCACUGCCUGUUAGUGUUGUAAACAAAGUUAUCCUUCCAUGCCGUCCUUGAUUCUGGUGCAUAAUUGCUUUUGGUAUGAAAUUACCUAAAUGUUUGGCACUCGAAGGAAGGUGAUUGGUGUUAUUAGAACUGAAGCAUUGUUUUUGUCACUGUGGCUGGAUCCACAUUCGUAUGCUGGGAAAUUGACCUCAUCUCGUGUUCUUGUGCAACCUGUAUUCUGGCUAAAGUUUUGAGAAACAAUUUAAUAUACAUACACCAUUGUUUCCCUUCCAUAUUUUUGCAUCUUUUGGGGCUCUUGAUUGCGGGAUUCUCAUGUUUUGGGUUGUAUGUCAUGGUGGGUUAAACACCAUGUGCUCCUUUAGCCGCCUCUUGACUGUAAAUACUCGGGAGUUUUUCUAGUCCUUGUGUUUGUUACACACAGGAGAGUGUUGAUACAUUAUUUUCUCUAAAAUAACAUUAUUACAAUAUUGUUGUU